Molecule: messenger RNA, 1556 nt
Organism: Chrysochloris asiatica (Cape golden mole)
Lineage: Eukaryota; Metazoa; Chordata; Mammalia; Afrosoricida; Chrysochloridae
Product: cytochrome P450 20A1-like
Exons: 13
Coding region: 55-1443 (462 amino acids)
Cellular component (GO): membrane
Molecular function (GO): heme binding; monooxygenase activity; oxidoreductase activity, acting on paired donors, with incorporation or reduction of molecular oxygen
Source: RefSeq, a predicted model, not a curated record
GGCGCUGCAGCUGGAGCACUGGAUCCGAGACGUGGCUCCUAAAGCGGAAGAGUCAUGCUCGACUUCGCGAUCUUCGCCGUUACCUUCUUGUUGGCGUUGGUGGGAGCGGUACUCUACCUUUACCCGGCUUCAAGACAAGCUUCAGGGAUCCCGGGGAUUACUCCAACUGAAGAAAAAGAUGGUAACCUUCCAGAUAUUGUCAACAGUGGAAGUUUGCAUGAGUUCCUCGUUAAUAUGCAUGAGAGAUACGGGUCUGUGGUCUCUUUCUGGUUUGGCAGGCACCUUGUGGUUAGCUUGGGCACUGUUGAAGUACUGAAGCAGCAUAUUAACCCCAAUAAGACAUUGGACCCUUUUGACACUAUGCUGAAGUCAUUAUUGAAGUAUCAGUCGGGUGGCGGGGAUGCAAGUGAAAACCAUAUGAGGAAAAAAUUAUAUGAAAAUGGUGUUACUAACUGUCUGCAGAGUAAUUUUCCUCUCUUGCUAAAGCUCUCAGAAGAAUUAUUAGAUAAAUGGCUCUCCUAUCCGGAGUCCCAGCAUGUUCCCCUUUGCCAGCAUAUGCUUGGUUUUGCUAUGAAGUCUGUCACACAGAUGAUAAUGGGUAGUACCUUUGAAGAUGAUCAGGAAGUCAUUCGCUUCCAGAAGAGUCAUGGCACGGUUUGGUCUGAGAUUGGGAAAGGCUUUCUAGAUGGGUCACUUGAUAAAACUACAACUCGCAAGAAACAAUAUGAAGAUGCCAUCAAGCAACUGGAAUCUAUUUUAAAGAAAGUUAUUAAAGAACGAAAAGGAAAGAACUUCAGUCAACAUAUUUUCAUUGACUCCUUAGUACAGGGGAACCUUAAUGACCAGCAGAUCCUAGAAGACAGUGUGAUAUUUUCUCUGGCUGGUUGUAUAAUAACUGCAAAGUUAUGCACUUGGGCAAUCUGGUUUUUAACCACUUCCAAAGAAGCUCAGAAAAAAUUAUAUGAAGAGAUAGACCAAGUUUUUGGGAAGAGUCCUAUUACUCCAGAGAAAAUUGAGCAACUCAGAUAUUGUCGCCAAGUGCUUUGUGAAACUGUUCGGACUGCCAAACUGACGCCGGUUUCUGCCCGGCUUCAAGACGUUGAAGGAAAGAUUGACCAAUUUAUCAUCCCAAGAGAGGCCCUUGUCCUUUAUGCCCUUGGAGUGGUCCUCCAGGAUCCCAGCAGUUGGCCAUCACCACACAGGUUUGAUCCAGACCGAUUUGCUAAUGAAUCGGUCAUGAAAACAUUCUCCUUGCUUGGAUUCUCAGGCACACAGGAAUGCCCAGAAUUGAGGUUUGCAUAUAUGGUGACCACAGUGCUUCUGAGUGUAUUGGUAAGGAGACUGCACUUACACUCUGUGGAGGGACAAGUUAUUGAAACAAAAUAUGAACUGGUAACAUCAUCAAGGGAAGAAGUUUGGAUCACUGUCUCACAGAGAUACUAGUAUUGUGUACAUUUAACUUUGUUAAAUGGACUGAGGAAACUAACCAUUUAGAAGAUCUUGCAGUGAAUCCUUUUGUAAAUCAAGUAUCUUUUUGCAACAAACAACUAUUAGUA